AUGAAAGAAACAAUUGCCCUGUUUGAUGUAUAUGCGACACUUCGUCAUUAUUGUGGUUUCUCUCGAAAUGAUGAUGAUUUUGUUGAUCGAUUAUCACGUUAUUAUUCUGUUUUAAUAUUUUCUGUUUUUGUCAUUAUUGUUUCAUCUGUUCAAUUUGUUGGUAAACCUAUAUCAUGUUUCACUCCUGCAUCAUUUACUGAUGCUCAUAUAACUUAUGCAGAUUUUAUUUGUUGGAUUUCCGAUACAUAUUAUAUAUCAAAUGAUGCUGAAAUACCUGAUCCAGAAGAUCAUGAAGCUCGACAAGGUACAAAUGCAAUUCGUUUCUAUCAAUACGUUCCAUUUAUAUUAUUAUUACAAGCAUUUGGAUUUUUUCUACCUGGAUUCUUAUGGCGAAGUGGUUCAUUUCGACUUGGUGUUUGUUUACAAAAACAUAUAGAUCAAUUAAAUAUAAGUCAUCGUUGUUUAACUGAACCUCCAAUAUAUCGUCGACAAUUAAUACGAAAUGUUGCCGCACGUCUUGAUCAAUAUUUUCGUAUGCAUCGUCGUACAUUUCUACCAAAAUUAACAUUUCUUUACUUAUUUAUAAAAAUUUUUUAUAUAAUAAAUAUUCUUUUACAAUUAAUAAGUUUACAUUAUUUAAUGAAUUUUGAGUUUACAUACGAUGCUUUAUUUCAACAUUUACUUAUUUAUAGUACAACAAUACGUCAUACAUCAUUACAAUUUCCAACCAAUGUUUUAUGUGAUUUUAUUGUUCGUUUUCUUGGUAAAAAUAAACAUCGACAUACAGUUCAAUGUGUUUUACCAAUAAAUGUAUUUAAUGAAAAAAUUUUUUUAUUUGCUUAUUUAUGGUUACUUAUAUUAUUAAUAUGUACAAUUUAUAAUUUAUUUAUACAAUGGAUAGUAUUUAUAUUAUUUUCUCGACGUAUAAAAGAUACACGUGCUCGACGUUUACGUCAAAUAUCAUCAAAAUUUCGUACAGAUGAAGAUUUUCAAGAACAUGAAACAAUACGACGAAUUGAUUAUCAACCAAUAACAAAAAAUUUUAGUCGACAAUAUUUACGUUGUGAUGGUAUUGUUAUUAUGAGAUUAUUUGAUAUGAAUAUUGAUCUUGUUACAAUGAAUGAUUUAAUGGAUGAUUUAUGGGAAUUAUAUAAAACUAAUCCUAUAUGA
This is a messenger RNA of Adineta steineri, 1170 nucleotides long. NCBI's taxonomy places the organism in Eukaryota, Metazoa, Rotifera, Eurotatoria, Adinetida, Adinetidae. The record is from the annotation of a GenBank genome assembly.